AUGGCGCCCGAGAUCAUCUACCUACCAGACGGGCAACACUUUACCGUCAAGCCCGUCUUCUCUGGCCUGUUUUUCAAGUCCAACGAGUUCAGCACCCAGCCCAACGCCUAUCCCAUUGGCUGGACCGUUGUUCUCAACACCACCAAGAGAGAACUCCCGAACCACCAUCAUUUCCACGACUCCCACCUCCAGAGCAACGGCGACACUACCAAUGGGGCCACGGAUGGCCAAGGCCAGAAUAACCACCACCAGACGAAUGGCGGGGAUUGGAUCAUCAAUAUCAAGAAAGACGGCGUGCUGCGUGGCCGAAAUCUGAUUCCCAAACUCGAGAGAAUGGGCUUGAUCGCGUCGGCCGACACCUCGGUGAGCGACGAGUCCAACGAGUCCUGGGCGCGCAUGUUUGUGUCCAAGAAAAUGUUUUGGCAGAUCCCCGGUCGCCUGUUCCUCUUUAGCCUGCAGCAUGCUGCCCCCAGAGUGCUUCCAUCCCAGGUUCACCACCUUGCAGCAGGCCCGCAACACCCUGUCACCGUCUGGCCCCCGCAUGCCGGCGACACCCCGAUUACUCUGCCAUGUUUUCGGUACCGACCAAGACAAUCACCGGGCCCCCGUCCAUGGUCCCUUCGAAUCCCUUCUAUUCGAACUCCCACUUGCCCACCUAUUACCCCCGGGCCGCUCACUUAUACCGUUACAAAUAACGUGCGACAUCCUAUGCGCCCAAAACCCCCACGGAUGGGAGAGAUUUUCUACGCCCGAUAUGUACCAAGCAUGGGCCACUACCUCUCAUUCCGCGUCGCUUCGACAUCGACAACACCAGUGCGAUACCGCGGUCCCCUGGGGCCCAAUUCGAUCGAGCAUACUCAUCUCCGCGAGCUAUCCGAUACUGCCCUGCUGCAGUCGUGGCUGGCCAAGCCUCGUGUCUCCAAAUUCUGGGGACAGUGGACAUCGGACUUCUUAACCAAUGCGGUCGCAUCACAGCACUCUUUCCCCGUCAUCGGGAUGUGGGACGGUGUGCCAUUUGGGUAUUUCGAGAUAUACUGGGCCAAGGAAGACUUGCUCGGACAGAAACUUGGCGAUCUCAUUUCCGACUGGGACAGGGGCCUGCAUAUUCUCUGGUCACUCAUGUCGGAUUACCGCACGAUGAGCAUUUGCCUCGAGCCCCGAAUUGACAAUGAGAGAUUCCUCUUGCACCUCCAGAAGGCAGGCUUCUCUCGGGAGCGUCAAAUUGCCUUUGCGCACAAACAAUCGUGGUUUAUUCGAAUGCGGAGAGAAGACUGGGAUGGGCCGGCCCUGUAA
Molecule: messenger RNA, 1293 nt
Organism: Parascedosporium putredinis
Lineage: Eukaryota; Fungi; Ascomycota; Sordariomycetes; Microascales; Microascaceae
Source: the annotation of a GenBank genome assembly